This is a messenger RNA of Tauraco erythrolophus (red-crested turaco), 1731 nucleotides long. The record is from RefSeq and is a predicted model, not a curated record. Lineage: Eukaryota; Metazoa; Chordata; Aves; Musophagiformes; Musophagidae.
GCCUGGCAGUGGAUGAAUCAAUGGAGUGUGUCCGAACCGAAACAACAAGGCGUGUGCUCUUCUGGAAGAAAAAGAAAGUCAAUACCAGAUGCACUACAAACAGGAUGACUGUGAAACACGAAGGUUCCAUUUUGGAGUCAGCUGAACGGUCGGUCUCCCUGGUAAAAGGUGGCAGGUCAGAGUAUGCAGCAGCUCUGGCCUGGGAGAAAAAGGGGGCUUUUCCAGGACACACAGUCUUCACAAACUGGCUGGAAUCAACAAAGGACAACCCUGUGGUGAUCGACUUUGAGGUGUCGCCCAUUGUGGAUUUGGUAAAGAACAUGCCAUGUGCCGUGACCAAACGUCGUAACCUGGGGAGAGCCCUGAGAGAAUACGCGGGCAGGUUUGACCCUUGCCAGUGUGCCCCGUGCCCCAACAACGGCAGGCCUGUGCUUUCCGGGACAGAGUGCCUCUGCAUCUGCCAGGCUGGCACCUACGGCAAAAACUGUGAGACACGAGCUCCGGGUUACGAAUCAGUUGCCAUAGAUGGCCGCUGGGGAUGCUGGUCUGAAUGGAGUUCAUGCGAUGCUUCCUUCAAAACAAGAAGAACCCGGGAGUGUAAUAACCCCUCCCCAAUGAACGGCGGGAAGCCCUGUGAAGGUGAAAGGGAAGAAGAGGAGGACUGUUAUGUGUCUGUGUUCACGGACAGAAGUGCUCCUUGUAUAAAUGAUGAUGAAUCCAGGAGAGAAGAGGAUGUCUUGAUUGGUGAACCUGAGUCUGGAUGCUCCAGGCCAGACCCACCAGAAAAUGGCUUUAUUAGGAAUGAAAAGGACCAGUACGCUGUGGGUGAAGAAGCUGAAAUUGCCUGUGUGAGUGGUCAUGUCCUCAGUGGCUAUCAAUUCCUUCAGUGUCUGCCAGAUCAAACCUGGAAGCAGCAACCUAUUGAAUGUCAACCCUCGGUAUGCCUCAGGCCACCAACAUCUGACAGUGUCACAGUUUCCCCAUUUAAGGAACAGUACAACAUUGGAGAAACCAUGAAGCUGAGCUGUCAAGCUGGAUUUAUAGUCACUGGUCAAACACAGUAUACCUGUGGGAAAGACCUGUCCUGGAUACCUCCUAUUUUGAGAUCAAUUACAUGUGAAAAAGAAGUGCAAACUAAAAUUAGAGGUGUUUGCAAUCCAGGACAAAAGCAGGUUGGAUCUCAGUGUGUUUGUAUGUCUCCAGAAGAAGAUUGUGGCCACUACUCAGAAGACAUCUGUGUGCUACAUACUGUUUCUGAACAGAGUGUGACCAAGCCCAGCUGUCAGUAUUCAGCUGAAAUGUGCCUUGGAGAGCAGCCAUUUCAUUUCUUGCAUGCUGGCCCUUGCCGUGGUGAUUCUAACCUAGACUGGGCUAUUGAAAGGGCAAAGCUCUCUAUGAAUAGCUUGAAGAAAGUUCCCUGUGGCUAUGACACCUGCUAUGACUGGGAGGAGUGUCCAGAGACACAGACUCAGUGCACCUGCUUGAUGCCUUACCAGUGCCCCAAAGAAGAAAGCCGCCUUCACUGCAUCCGUAUGGAGUCAACAGGGAGAAAAAGGACAGUCAGUCAUUGCGUCCUGGCAGCCAUGAAGUGUGCUGGCGUCAAACUGGAGGUUCUGGAGCAGGGGAGCUGUCUGGUGUAACCCAUCAGCUCUCCUGGCAGCCACCAUGAUUAUCCCACUGUGAGCAGGCUGAGCUACCCUGGGGAAAACUCAGCUGGUUGUGAAAGGAUAA